This is a messenger RNA of Nicotiana attenuata, 1383 nucleotides long. RefSeq names its product protein TIFY 10A-like. Gene Ontology annotation, biological process: regulation of jasmonic acid mediated signaling pathway; regulation of defense response; response to wounding. The transcript is spliced from 5 exons. The record is from RefSeq and is a predicted model, not a curated record. The coding region runs from base 161 to 1162 and encodes 333 amino acids. Gene Ontology annotation, cellular component: nucleus. Lineage: Eukaryota; Viridiplantae; Streptophyta; Magnoliopsida; Solanales; Solanaceae.
CUACACCAUUACAUUCACAUGUUCCUCCUCUUAUUUCCUUUUUUUUUUACACCAGAAAUAAGUAGAGCCUUCAUUUUUCCUUUUCUAGCUCAAAGUUUCUGAAUAAACAGAACAACUUGUUCAGUUGCAAAAUUGUAGAUUUUCUUGUGAUUUUUAAAACAUGUCAAAUUCGCAAAAUUCUUUUGACGGCGGCAGAAGGGCCGGAAAAGCGCCGGAGAGAUCGAAUUUCGUGCAGACUUGUAAUUUAUUGAGUCAGUUUAUUAAAGGAAAAGCUACUAUUAGAGAUCUGAAUCUCGGAAUUGCUGGAAAAUCUGAAAUCUCAGGUAAAAGUGAUGUUACAGAAGCUGCAACUAUGGAUUUAUUGACAAUUAUGGAAAACCCCUCAAUUGAAACUAAAGAACAAGAACAAAAAUCCAUAGAUCCCGUUCGUCAGAGUGCUGUAACAGAAUCUUCUAGAGAUAUGGAGGUGGCCGUAAAUGAGCCCAGCACGAGCAAAGAGGCACCAAAAGAGCCUAAGGCAGCACAAUUGACUAUGUUCUAUGAUGGUAAAGUGAUAGUAUUUGAUGAUUUUCCAGCUGACAAAGCUAGAGCAGUAAUGUUAUUGGCUAGUAAAGGAUGCCCUCAGAGUUCAUUUGGCACUUUUCAUACUACAACCAUCGACAAAAUUAACACAUCUGCUACUGCUGCUGCCACAGCUUCUUUGACAUGUAAUAAAACUAAUCAGCUUAAACCAAGUACAGUUUCUAUUGCACCACCACAACAAAAGCAGCAGCAAAUUCAUGUUUCUUAUAGUAAAAGUGACCAACUCAAGCCAGGGUAUAAUUCUGCUACGCCGCAAGUACUGCAGCAGCAGCUAGUCCAUGUUUCUAGUACUAGUAAAACUGAUCAGCUUAAGCCAGUAUCAACUUCUUCUGCGUCGCAAAAACAGCAGGAGCAACAUCAGCAAACGCAGUCACAGACACCUGGAACUAGCAGCUCUGAGCUACCUAUUGCAAGAAGAUCAUCACUACAUAGGUUUCUUGAGAAGAGGAAAGAUAGGGCAACGGCUAGAGCGCCAUACCAAGUUGUACAUAAUAAUCCGUUACCAUCAUCUUCAAAUAAUAAUGGGGAAUCAUCUUCCAAGGAUUGCGAAGAUCAACUCGAUCUCAAUUUCAAGUUAUAGUAAACAGUUCCCAAGUUGCAAUUCCAUGAGUAUUUUUGGUUGGCGAUUGGAUAAAGUAAAGAUAGUAUAGUAUAGAAUAUUGUUUAGAUCAGUGAUUUCAAGAAAUUUUUCCAGCAAAGCUUAGCUUACAGAUCAUCUUUUAUGUAUUACUAGUAAUUACUAUUAUUUAUUAUCAACGAAUGUUUUGACUUUUCCAUUAUUUAAAUAUAAUGUUUAUUAAU